CGGCCGCGGGGCUCCGCCAGGCCCGGCCCCGCCGCACUACAGCUCCCGCCUGCCCCGCGCCUGGCCGCACGGGGCGAGAGAGGGAGGCAGGAAGGGAAGGAGGAAGGAAGGGCUUCUUAUCCGCGGCGGGAACUACGCGUCCCGGCGUGCGCCGCUGCGGGCGGGGAGCGGCUCGGGGCGGGGGAGCCCUGAGGCGGAGGAGGGCGCGGCUGGUGGUGUGCGGCUCUGACGGCCCCUGAGUUGUGGAUCCCGGAGGGCGUGAGAGGCUCAGGAUGUCGAGGAAUUUCUCUGACACAGGCAGCAGAAAAGAGCAUGUUAAAAUUACAAGUGAACCCAAACCAGGGUUCCUGGAGCGGCUCAGUGAGACUUCUGGAGGCAUGUUGAUUGGACUUGCGGCAUUUCUUCUGUCUUUCUACCUUCUUUUCACCAAUGAAGGACGAGCUUUAAGGACAGCCAAGUCUCUCGAUGAGGGGCUUUCUCUUGUGGUUCGUCUUGACAGCAUCCACAGUAUCUCUCAGCAGAAUGAGGGGAGACUGGUGCACUUGGCUGGUGCUCUGAGUACAUCUAAGCCUUUGUUUGACCCCAGCUAUGGGCUCUCCAUUCAAGCUGUCAAACUUAAGCGUAACGUGGAAAUGUACCAGUGGGUAGAAUAUGAAGAUUCCAAGGAAUAUGAAGAGAAUGGGGAGAUUAAGAAAGAGACAAAGUAUUCAUACAAUACAGAGUGGAAAUCAGAAGUUGUGAACAGCAGAAACUUUGAUCGAGAAAUUGGACACAAAAACCCGAGUGCCAUGGCUGUGGAGUCUUUCACUGCUGUUUCUCCUAACGUCCAGGUUGGCAGCUUUGUUCUUUCCAAGGGUCUCGUGGAUAAAAUUGAUGAUUUCAAGCAGUUGAGCUUGUCACACCUGGAUGAUCCCCAUGCUGACGUUACCCGAGGAGGAGAUUACUUUUAUCACAGUGACAACCCCAGGCGUCCAGAAGUGGGAGACCUUCGUGUCUCUUUCUUCUAUGCAGGUCUGAGUGGAGAUGAUCCCUAUUUGGGCACUGCUGCUAAGGUGACUGUGAUUGCUCGGCAGCGAGGUGAUCAGCUGGUUCCAUAUCAUACCAAGUCUGGAGAUGUUUUGGAGAUUCUGUACCCUGGGGACCUCUCUGUGGAGGAGGUGUUUCAGAAGGAGCAUGAGAGUAACACCGUGAAGACCUGGGCUCUCCGUGCAGCAGGCUGGCUCUCAAUGUUUGUGGGCAUCAGCCUGAUGACCCGAAUCUUUUACACAUUAGUGGACUGGUUUCCUGUUGUGAGGGACCUGGUGAACGUUGGACUGAAGGCGUUUGCCCUGUGUUUGGCCAGCUCGCUGUCCCUGCUGACCAUCUCCGUGGGCUGGCUCUUCUACCGCCCGCUCUGGGCCCUGCUCCUCGCGCUGCUCUCCAUAGUCCCCAUCGCGGUGGCCAGAUCCCGUGUUCCGCCCAAGAAGCAGCAGUGACAAGGAGGUGGUGGGGUCUUGAACGGAGUCCUGGUUAGAACCUUCUCAAGUGCAUUUCUACCUGGUUCCUGCAGCAAGCUUACAGCAAAUCACAGCUCAGCAGCGAGCACGGAGAGCUGGGGAGGGGGCUUGAAUGUGGUUAUUGCUACACGUUAUCCAAAGGCCUAUGGGGUGCUGUUUGUGGGAAGUCAGUGACGCCAGCUUCGGGGAAAAAAAGCAUUUUGGGUGUGUGUAUUGAUGGUAAGGUAAUGAACAAGCAGAUUUGAUACUCUUACUGCUUAGUAAUUCCCCCUGGUUUGAGAACUGGCAAGUCCUUGCCAACUGGCUGGGUGGAGCACCUUGUGUGUUUUGGAGAAAGUGCCAGCUGCAUCCCAUGGACCGUGGUUAGAUGGAUGUCCUUAGGAAAUACGUGUGCCUGCCUGUCUCUGACAAACCCUGCCUCUGCUGCCUUUUCUUGUUUGCACAGUCAGGAACACUCCUUUGGCUGAUGUGUUUGGCAGUGUAUGUGUUCAAAGGGAAAACCUAGCUUAGGUAAAUUCUGCACAAUACUCAUUUAAACCCUCUGGUUUUGGACUUAGUAUUUUCAAACUCAUUGGUGUAAUGAGUGGCCAUGUUAGCAGUGCUCUGAGGUUGGGCAGAUUUAUCAGGGAACACUGAUUUCCCCCAGAUUUUAAAAAUCUCUGAAAUUGUUCUUGGUUAAGCAUCCAGAAUGAUAGCCUGGACUAUAUCAUUGCAGAACUGUUUCAAAAAUUUCACUUCAAAUUGCACUUAAAGGGAUACUCAGAGGUCAUUUACCUGUAAAUAUAGAACCUACUGCCUUGAAACAACAGUGACUUUCAUAAUGGAAUGUGUUGUCUUUAAAAUAGUCGGGGUUUUUUUGCUGUGUAUACUUUUCCUUUCUUUAAUUUCUCUUAAUAAGGACAAUGAACAUACCCCAUGAAAUGAAGCAAUGGAAACAUUUUUGCCUGUUUAGUUUUCAUAGAUUUUAGUAGCCUAAAUUGUUGAUUUUGUAUCAUGUUAGAGGAAUGCCUUGUAGUGUUGUGAUGGCUCAUGUUUACAAACUUCUGCUGUAAUGAGUAUGUGAGGUUAGAGACACUCUUUAAGUCUCUCCACCAAGCUGUAAUCUGGCUUCCAGAUGAGCCCCUCCUACGCUACUGUGUUUUGGGGGUUUUUGUAACUAUACAUAAUUCAGUACAAAAAUAAUGUUUUCAAUAAGAAAUCUAUUUAUGACCAUCAGAAGGGUGUUCUUUGUACCAAAGGAACUUGACUUGAACAUACAUAGAAGCAAACGUUUGCUAGAAAUGGUAUUGAAAUAGAAAUCUGAGUUAGAAAUCAUAAAUUUUUUGAAAAAUUUUUAAUUACUGUAUUAGUCCUAAUUACUGUCAUUCUUUUGGUAUUUGAAUGUUGUCUGUUUGGUCUCAUGGCUCUAUCCUGCUGGUAAAAGCAGGAGCAGUGAGUGAAAGGGUGGGUACAGGAGAGGGCCUUGUGCAUGCAGCUGGCACAUGGAGUGACACUGCACAGUCUUCCUGCUGCGCACCAACACCAAGCUGUGUCAGGAAUUGUGCUCCACAGGGCAGAGAAACUGGGUUUGAACUGCUGCUGUGUUUACCCAUGAUGCAGAACACCAACCAGCAUUACUUAUUGGAGAUGAAGAGACAAUUUUCUACAGAAGUGCUCAGCUUUUGUAUAUGUAAUAAAAUAGUUUUCAGAA
Molecule: messenger RNA, 3186 nt
Organism: Corvus hawaiiensis (hawaiian crow)
Lineage: Eukaryota; Metazoa; Chordata; Aves; Passeriformes; Corvidae
Gene: TMEM43
Product: transmembrane protein 43
Exons: 12
Coding region: 273-1475 (400 amino acids)
Biological process (GO): nuclear membrane organization
Cellular component (GO): nuclear inner membrane
Source: RefSeq, a predicted model, not a curated record